This is a messenger RNA of Arctia plantaginis, 3471 nucleotides long. Lineage: Eukaryota; Metazoa; Arthropoda; Insecta; Lepidoptera; Erebidae. The record is from the annotation of a GenBank genome assembly.
AUGCAUCGCUCUGCCUCUGGAUCUACACAUUACAAACGUAAACGAUUGCGCUCACGUUCUCGUGACAGGGAUAGGCACAAAGUAAUAAGGACGAGUCCCCCUCCAGCAAUAAGUUCAAAACACGAAGAUUUUUCUUUUACGAACUACAAACGAGAACUGAAUAAAAUAAUACUUUAUAGCAGUGAUACUAACACUGUUGUUAACAGUCUAGAAGAUUUUUGGGUGUUUUUAAAAAAGUAUGAAGCCACAUUAGUAAAAGCUGGCAAACCGAUAGUUGAAUUCGAUUCUCAAGAUAAUGAUGAAAAUGUUCAGAGAUUCUCUAAAUUCGAUUGUGUCAACUUCACGACUGUUUUUAAAUAUGUUGAUGUAGUAUCUGAUAGUAGAGACCGAAGAAAGUUGGAUAAGAGAUUAUUUGAAACUUUCCUGAAUAUUGUCUCAAUUUAUAUUGAUUUUAAAAAUAAAGAGAAGUUUGAAAGACUUAAAAAAUUGAGACAAGCUCAGAAAGACUUACCUGUUGCUAAGUAUAGGAAUGAAAUUGUAUCUGCUGUUCAAAAUGAAAGAGUAGUAAUUGUAGCUGGCGAUACCGGAUGUGGAAAAUCUACACAAGUUCCACAGUAUUUACAUGAAGCAGGAUUUCAAAACAUAGCAUGUACACAACCCAGAAGAAUAGCCUGUGUCUCCCUGUCUAAAAGAGUAGCAUAUGAGAUGCUGACACAAUUCGAAAGCAAAGUGGGCUAUCAGAUUAGAUUUGAGAAGAGCAAGACUGCUGAUACUAAGAUAUGCUUCAUUACUGAAGGAUUGCUGCUAAGACAGAUGUCAUCUGAAAAUUUACCAAAUUAUGAUGUGAUAAUUUUGGAUGAGAUUCAUGAGAGGCACCUGAUGGGUGACUUUUUAUUAGGCGUGUUGAAAUGCCUGAUACACAGUCGUAGUGAUAUUAAACUAGUGCUCAUGUCUGCUACUAUUAACAUUAAAUUGUUUGAGGAUUAUUUCUCAGCUGAAUCGGCAGCUGUCAUACAGGUACCAGGCCGUUUGUUCCCCAUUGAACUAAUUUACAAACCUAUAUACAUAGAGGACAAACCUACAAGAGACGACAGACUGGAUCCACAGCCUUACAUUCAGAUAAUGCAGUUGAUAGAUAAUAAAUAUCCAAGUGAAGAAAGAGGCGAUCUUUUAAUAUUUUUGUCUGGAGUUCAAGAAAUUACCGCAAUAUGUGAUGCUGCACAACAGUAUGCAGAGAAAUCAAAGAAUUGGAUAGCGUUACCACUUCACAGUGGAUUGUCUCUCGCUGAUCAAGACAGGGUAUUUGAUUAUCCACCAGAAGGUGUUAGAAAGUGUAUUGUGUCUACAAACAUAGCUGAGACUUCUGUGACUAUAGAUGGCAUUCGUUUCGUUGUUGAUUCAGGAAAGGUCAAAGAAAUGAGUUAUGAUUCCACAACCAAAAUGCAGAGGUUAAAAGAGUUCUGGGUGUCCAAAGCUAGCGCUGAUCAAAGGAAGGGUCGAGCUGGUCGUACAGGGCCUGGUGUAUGUUAUCGUAUUUAUUCUGAACAACAAUACAAUGACUUGGAACCAUUCAGCACUCCUGAAGUAUCGAGAGUGCCUCUCGCGUCGCUACUGCUGUUGAUGGUCUCGCUUGGAGUCACGGACGUGAGAAGAUUCCCGUUUUUGGAUGCACCUCCCGAAGAAGCAAUAGAAAAUGCUAUUCUAGAACUCAAACAGCAUGGAGCGCUUACAUCCAAUGAGAAGCUGACCUCACUCGGGAGGUCCUUAGCCAGCUUACCCUUGGAAGUGUGUUUAGCGAAAGCCCUGGUCAUAGGCGCAGCCACGCUCUCCGCGCACAAGCGACACUCGGCGCUGGCGCUGGCCGCCGCACUGGGCAUUCGCUCCAUAUACACCACCAGAGCUUUUAGAGACUUCGACUGUGAGAAUGCCCGAAAACCAGAUGAAUCUGACCACGGUGACCCUUUAACGUUGCUAUCCUUGUACUGCGCGUGGCUUAAAGAAAAGAAAGAUGGCCGAGGCGGUAAAGUGUGGUGCAGACGAAGAGGCAUCGAGGAACAACGACUGUAUGAACUCACCAAACUUGCCGCACAACUCAGUAGCUUGCUCCAGGACAAUAAUUUGGCGGAAACCCCAGAGCCAGUAGCGAUGUCUUCAUCUGAAAGAGCCCUUCGGCACGGUCAAAUGAAACAGUUGAAGACUAUGAGAAGACAAUAUAAACAAAAAGCAGCUGAGGAGUCGAAACGCAAGAAGCGCCUCAAAGUUGAUUCUUGGGAGAUAGUGAACGAGUCGGCGAAUGAGGAUGAUGAUAUACCAGAUUUGCGAGAUAUUGAGUUUCGACUGAGUAACGACUCUUCACGAAUACAUUCGCUCAUCACUGGUUCCAGUACUAGUAGUGGACGGGAUCUUGUUAUGCUCAAGGUGGUUCUGUGCAGAGCUCUAUACCCACAAGUAGCCGUUGCUGAUGAGUUCAACCAUUGUAAGUCCGUAUCAGAUCAACUGUACCACACGUGGAGUAAGCCUUUCGUGUUCCUCCACCCGACCUCGUACUUCGGCAAGAACGGCCGCUGUCUGCUGCUAACUGAAGCGGACAUUCAGACAGAAAUGCCACAAGGUUACAAGAGUAAACUGCCCCUGUCUGAUAAACAUCAAUUAUUGUGUUAUUUGUCACUCCUGGAGACGACAAAGCCGUACAUAGUGAACUCAAUGCGGAUGCCCGCCGCACAGACUUUGUUACUGUUAGCGCACACCAUCGACACCAACAUCGGAUUUACCAGAAUUGUCUGUGACUCAUGGCUGUUGCUGGAGUUCCCGUACCCCGAUACUGGGCUUAAUUUACUACUGAAAGCGACAAAACUGCGACAGAGAUGGGAUGCGCUGAUUAAUAGAAGACUUUUAGAUGCGAACCCAACAAAAUCAGUAGAAACCGAACUCCAAAAGCAGAAUGAGCCCAAAUACUGCUACGAAGAACUCCAACACUCAUUAUCUUGCGACAUCAGUUCAUACAUGACUUCUGAAGUGUACUACACUAUCAAACGUCUGCUCCCCAGUGACCUUAAGGUCAUGUACCAAGGGGCUGAUGAAGUCCACCCUUCUGUUGACCCUAAUCCUUUUGAUGCCUUCUUCGAAUGCCGUCCCAAUGAGAAGAAAGGAGGUGUUUAUGUUACAGAUAAUGUGGUUUACAAUUGCGUUGUUGAUACCGAUUGGAGCUAUAACAGUUAUCAAGAAACAUAUAACGUACCAUGGACAUGCCCACACUGCGACAUAUCAGUCUGCCUUUCCCCUUUAGAGAGACUGCAACAUGAACAAUUUACGUGCUCAGCAAGAGAAGUGAAGAAAGAAGUAGAAACUCCUAAAACUUCAAAAGUAAACAAACCAAAUGCUGUUAAUCAUAAGUGUGAUAAAUGUAAUAAAACUUUAUUUCUGACUCCUGUGGAAAUAUUAAGACAUAAGAAAAGUUGUAAGAGCGAAUAA